AGUAGACAGACACACAGAAUACCAAGUAGACAGACACACAGAAUACCAAGUAGACAGACACACAGAAUACCAAGUAGACAGACACACAGAAUACCAACUAAAGAAACACGCAGAAUACCAACUAGCCAUUCAUCCACAUCAAAAGAGAGCCAGCCUCUAAGCCAGCCAAGAAGGUCAGUGCCAAACCAGCCAUCCAGCCAGCCGUCAACAAUAACAGACUAUUUCAAUGACAUUGAUGACAAGAAGAAGAAACUGUUGAUUGAGAGGUGUGUGGAAAUGAACAUUCCAAUACCUAGAAACCAAAAUAGCCAGGUGUACCUUUCCAGAGAUUCCCCAACACUAUCCUUCAUACGGGAGUGCCAACUGAAAUAUGAAGAAGAUGCUGUAGAAUGUUCCAAACUAUACACAAUUUGGUAUAUGAGUUCAAGGACAGAAACCCAAGUAGUGAAAAGUGAGUACACCUUGCAGCUGGCAGCUUCAGUAUUGACGUGGUCUUUCCAUGAGAGGACUGACAUAGCAACAGUUUUGGAAACAAUUGAGCCAAUUCCUUUCAGCAAAACAGCACCUCUGCCAACAACGAUACCAAGCUACAACGUUCAUGUGGGAAAUGUCAGCUUGUCACCAAACGACCUCAGGACUCUACGUCCCAUGGCAUGGCUAAAUGACCAGGUGGUGCAUGCAUACUUGGGUUUACUGUGCAAAGAGAGCAAUGAUAGACAUCAGCAUUCAUGCCACAUCUUGCCCAGCUUCCUUGCCUUAAAAUGGGAGACUCAGAACUACCAAUCAUGGCUGUAUCCCAAGGUACCUCUUGAGAACUUUGAUCACGUUCUCUUGCCCAUUUGCCAUCAACAUCAUUGGAUUUUACUUGCGGCAUCCAUGCUCACCGGCAAAGUCACCAUACUUGAUUCUGUUCCAAAUGAAUCAAGGGCCAGACAGUUUUUUGAUCAUUGGAUGAACUUCAUGAAUGCUAGAUCUACACUGUCCAUCACUGACCACAAGAAACCUAUCAAGUGGACUAGAGGUCAGGCACAGUCUUCUGUACAAGAAGAUGGAAGCUCGUGUGGAGUGUUUGUAUUAAUGAAUGCAGAAGCUAUACUCUCGAAUGUUCCACCAACGCUUAUGAGGCAGUGCCAUGUUACAUAAUUACAGACAGCAUGCACUUCAGCGCCUGCUUAAGACGUCAACAUCCAGUAAAGAAAAGAUCAGAAGAUGUGACCUUCCAUUUUGUGUAGACCCAGUGAAAUCCAAGCAUAAGAUGACCCAAUGUCCCACAUGCGAAAGAUGGAGUCACAAAGUUUGUCUGGGUCUGGAUGAGGAGCAAGCAGUAAAGACUUGCAUCUUCUGUUCCUAGAUGCUAAUAUGUUAUGUUAGCAGUUCCAGUCAAGCAAACGAACAAUUUGAUUUGAUAAAGGAGUAUAAGUUUGUUAUAAUCAUGUGACUUUUUGAUGACAAUAGGUGAUAUAUGGUGAUCUUAUUUAUUUUUUGGUCACAUGAGACAAAGUUUUAAGUGACCUUUUCUAGCCGCCUUUUGUUCGUGGUCGUGUGUCUAUAAACAAUUCUCGUUUUCAACUUUUUGAAAAACCAUGGCACAAAUUCAAUGAAAUUUGGCAGGAAGGUUCCAUGGCCAAAGGUCAGGCCUGAGGGGUUGAGGCCAGAAAGGAUUAAAUUGACUAAAAUUUUAAAAAUCUACAAGAUAUGGUAGAAUCAAAUACCCUUCACAGAUAGAAAGGUCUUAAUGCCCUUUACCAAAAUUGUGAAUGUCAUGACCCAGGGGUCUCAUGUUUACCCCUGUGGAGGGGGUAAACUUUACUAUAGUUUAUAUUGGGAAAUCACAAUUUUGACUAUCAUUUGUUCAAUUUUUAUUCAAAUUCACUUUAACUUUGUUAACAUGUUCAACUCAAUGCUAUGCACAUGUUUGCCCAGACUGACCACCUUGGCUGAUAGGCGGGGCCAAAAACUGUCAAUUACAUUAAUAAUAUUUAAAAACUCAAGAGACUGUUAUGAGCCAUGGAGCACUUGUUGGUUAUUCUAUUUGUUGAUUUAUAUAAAAUACAUUUAUUUUACUUG
Pecten maximus is the source of this 2067-nucleotide messenger RNA. RefSeq names its product sentrin-specific protease 2-like. The coding region runs from base 277 to 1143 and encodes 288 amino acids. The transcript has 5 exons. The record is from RefSeq and is a predicted model, not a curated record. Gene Ontology annotation, molecular function: cysteine-type peptidase activity; deNEDDylase activity. NCBI's taxonomy places the organism in Eukaryota, Metazoa, Mollusca, Bivalvia, Pectinida, Pectinidae. Gene Ontology annotation, biological process: proteolysis.